Emiliania huxleyi CCMP1516 is the source of this 435-nucleotide messenger RNA. RefSeq lists its product as hypothetical. The coding region runs from base 1 to 435 and encodes 144 amino acids. Gene Ontology annotation, cellular component: cytosol. Gene Ontology annotation, molecular function: GMP kinase activity. The transcript is spliced from 5 exons. The record is from RefSeq and is a predicted model, not a curated record. NCBI's taxonomy places the organism in Eukaryota, Haptophyta, Isochrysidales, Noelaerhabdaceae.
AUGCCGGUGGUGGUGUGCGGUCCGUCGGGCGUGGGCAAGGGCACUCUCCUCACGCGGCUGACCGCGGCGCACCCGAGCCGUUUCGGCUUCUGCGUCUCGCACACCACGCGGUCGCCGCGGCCCGGCGAGACGGACGGCGCGCACAUGGAGGCCGCCAUCGAGCGCGGCGAGUUUCUCGAGUACGCACGCGUCCACUCGAACCUCUACGGCACGUCGUUCGCUGCGGUGCGGACGGUCGCCUCGCGCGGAAAGACGUGCCUCCUGGACAUCGACGUGCAGGAGGUGCGGCUGCGGAUGAGCCGCGCAAAGCACGAGAUCUCGUACACCGAGCGGCCAGGCUUCUUCGACGACGUCGUGGUCAACGACGACCUCGAGCGCGCCUACUCCGCCUUCGAGUCCAUCAUGCUCUCGCACGCGGACCAGCCAAGGCCCUAG